AUGGCGCAGGAGGAGAGGGAGCUCCAGGUCAGAGCCCUCGACGGGCGGUCUACCGCCGUGACGCUCGCCGCCGCCGCGUCCGUCCGGGACCUCAAGGCCGCGCUCCGGAGCUCCUUCGCGCCCGCGCAGAUCUCCAACAACUUCCACCUCUUCCUCAAGGUGCACCUCCCCCGCCUCUCUGACCCUUUUGCUUUGUUUUCUGAUGGUAGCAUUUUUUUUCUCGUGAUGAAGGGUGCUAAACUACGAUUAGACGCCGAGAUUGACAGCCUUGCUGUCAGCCAUGGCGAAUUCAUUGUUCUCGUUCCCUUUACACGGAAGUCAGCGCAGUCUUCUCCAGCGGCCACCCCAGGCGAAGAGCAGAGUGCAAAUCCACCAAUUUCACCGGAAGUUGCGGCUGAAGCUAAUUCGGCCUGGCAAGACAUUAUGGAGGACCUCUCAUCAAUACCGAGUAGCCCACAUGCUGCUGAUGCUGCACCGAAAGAUUUGUGUUCUGGGAGCUAUGAGGAGGAUGUGUCAACUGGUAAAAGCCCGUCCACUGGACGUACAGUGAAAAAGAGAAAAAUAUUUAAGGAAAAUGGAAGUAGUUCCAGGGAUACAUCUCGAGUGGACAGCGCGUCGGAGCAGCCUAGCAUGAAUAAGAAGAAUGGUUUUGUCAAAUCUGCUGCAUCAUCAUGCCAUGAUAAACACCCGUUAGGACCUGCUGAAAUGGUUGAACAUCUGAAAAAAGGCCUUGGAAAGGAGGGGCAGAUUGUACAUAUUGAGGAGAUACCAUGCAGAGGAGCAUCAUAUGCAGAACUACCUCUUGAUCUCUCAGAAGCUAUGAAGGAAGCAUUACAAAGUAUUGGAAUAUCUAGAUUGUACAGCCAUCAGUCCGAAGCUAUACAAUCUUCCAUUUCUGGGAAGCAUGUUGCAGUCGCAACCUCAACAUCGAGUGGCAAGUCUUUGUGUUACAAUAUUCCUGUCCUGGAAUCUCUCUCUCAAGAUUCGACGGCGUGUGCUCUUUAUAUAUUUCCGACAAAGGCUUUAGCUCAAGAUCAGUUGAGGACUUUACUGGAGAUGAAAAAAGCAUUUCACACUGAUAUUAAUGUUAACAUCUAUGAUGGAGAUACUCCCAGAGAAGAUCGUCUGUGGAUCAGGGAUAAUGCCCGGCUGUUAAUUACCAACCCAGAUAUGCUGCAUGUGUCAGUCUUGCCGUGUCAUGGUCAAUUUCGAAGGAUUUUGUCAAAUCUGAGGUAUAUUGUCAUUGAUGAAGCACAUUCAUAUCAAGGAGCAUUUGGCUGCCAUACUGCACUUAUACUUAGAAGAUUGAGGCGCAUUUGUUCAAAUAUUUACGGCAGUCAUCCUACAUUCAUGUUUUGUACAGCUACCUCAGCAAACCCACGUGAGCAUGUUAUGGAGCUGGCCAAAUUGGAUAAUGUUGAGUUGAUUCAGAAAGAUGGAAGCCCGUGUGGUUCAAAAUAUUUUCUCUUGUGGAAUCCCCCACUAUAUAGGACAAAAGAGGGAGGUUCAAAAGGUAGUUCAGUAACUAGGCGCUCAAGCCCAAUAGUAGAGGUUUCGUAUCUGUUCUCGGAGAUGGUUCAGCAUGGGCUCCGCUGCAUUGCAUUCUGUAAAACAAGGAAGCUCUGUGAGCUUGUUCUAUCUUACACGCGCGAAAUUCUCGAGGUGACUGCAAAAGAACUGGUAGAUUCUAUUUGUGUAUAUCGUGCUGGCUACAUUGCAGAGGACAGAAGAAAAAUUGAGGCUGAUCUCUUUGAGGGAAAACUUCGUGGUGUUGCUGCCACGAAUGCUCUUGAGCUGGGAAUUGAUGUUGGACAUAUCGAUGCAACAUUGCAUCUUGGAUUUCCUGGUAGUGUUGCCAGUUUAUGGCAACAAGCCGGAAGAUCUGGAAGGAGAGCAAAACAAUCAUUAGCCAUUUAUGUAGCAUUUGAGGGUCCUUUAGAUCAGUAUUUCAUGAAAUCCCCACAUAAACUAUUUGGCAGACCAAUUGAGCACUGCCAAGUUGAUUCACAUAACCCAAAGGUUUUGGAACAACACCUUGCAUGUGCUGCUUAUGAACAUCCACUAUGCUUGCAAUAUGAUGAGAAUCACUUUGGUUCUAGUCUGGAUAGUAUAAUGACGACUCUAAAAGAGAAAGGUUAUCUGAUUAACAAUCCGCCCGGACCUUUUUCUUCUACUAUGUGGAAUUAUAUUGGGCUGGAGAAAAGACCUUCACAGACAGUGAGCAUACGAGCAAUUGAGCAUGACAAGUACAGUGUGAUAGACAAGUUAAAUAACAGAUUACUUGAAGAAAUUGAGGAAAGUAAGGCAUUUUUCCAGGUUUAUGAGGGUGCUAUUUACAUGCAUCAGGGUGUUAAUUACUUAGUUGAGGAGCUUGAUUUGUCAUCAAGAACAGCUUUCUGCAGGAAAGCUGAUGUGAAGUAUUACACAAAAACACGAGACUACACUGAUAUCAAUGUCAUCGGAGGAGAUUUCGCUUAUCUUCCAACGGUUACAUGCAAAACUAACUGUUUGAAGACAACUGCCCAAGCAAAUGAUUGCCAGGUGACAACCAAAUGGUUUGGCUUUCAUCGCAUAAGUAAAUCAGGCAAUAAAAUAUUGGACAGCGUUGAACUUAGCCUACCUCCAUAUUCCUACAAUUCUGAGGCUGUUUGGAUACGGAUUCCGCAGUCGGCGAAAAUUGCUGUGGAGGAAAGGAAGCUAGAGUUUCGAGGUGGUUCACAUGCUGCUUCACACGCUAUGUUGAAUAUAUUGCCUUUGCAUAUGAUGUGUACUUCUUCUGACCUAGGAACAGAAUGUGUAAAUCCUCAUGAAACCCGUGGUAUGCCAGAAAGAAUCCUUUUAUACGAUAAACAUCCUGGUGGUAUCGGCAUAGCAUCAAAGGUCAAAAUAAUUUUUGGGGAACUUCUACUUGCUGCUUUAGAGCUUGUUUCGACAUGCAGUUGCAUUAGUGAUGCUGGUUGUCCAAAUUGUAUCCAAUCGUUGACAUGUAGCGAAUAUAAUGGGGUUUUGGACAAGGAGGCGGCUAUUUUGAUCCUGAAGGGAGUAAUUGAACACGAGAGGUCGGAUCUCGAAGUGGAAGAAUCUGCUGAUCAUAGCUGAUGUAUAAAAGAGGUACAAACUGUGAGUUGUGACACAUUGACAAAACAUUCUUUCUAGGCCUUCUCCAUUAGAAACAUAUAAGCAUUCUUGUGGUUACCAAUUGAUUCAUUCCAUGUGCACACGAUUGAAAUUGAACAUGUGUAACAUGAUA
Messenger RNA from Lolium rigidum, 3250 nucleotides. RefSeq lists its product as uncharacterized. The record is from RefSeq and is a predicted model, not a curated record. NCBI's taxonomy places the organism in Eukaryota, Viridiplantae, Streptophyta, Magnoliopsida, Poales, Poaceae. Gene Ontology annotation, molecular function: nucleic acid binding; ATP binding. The transcript has 23 exons. Bases 1 to 3099 code for a protein of 1032 amino acids.